GUAUGAUUCCUUAUAUGGGUCUGCCCUACUUAUAAUCUAUAUAUAAGAGCUCUACUAGGCCAAAGUUGAAGACAGGCGAAGGCAUUAAGCAGAAUGAGGAAACCAAUGAGCUCCUCUGCCUCUCAUCAUCACUUUCUUCUUCAAAUCCUGCUCAUCUGUCUUCUGCAAGCUCCCUGUUUUGCUGAGAAAAUGCCAUAUAUCGUCUACUUGGGAUCCCACUCUCAUGAUCCAGACUUGUCUUCUACUGAUUUUAAUGUCAGAAACUCCCAUUAUGAGUUUCUGGGAUCUUUCCUUGGAAGUUCUGAUACAGCAAAAGAAUCGAUCUUUUACUCCUACACGAGGCAUAUAAACGGCUUUGCUGCGACUCUGGAACAAGAUGUGGCAGAGGAGAUGGCGAGGCAUCCCAGAGUGUUGUCGGUGUUCAUGAACAGGGGAAGGAAACUACACACCACAAGGUCAUGGGAUUUCCUUGGAUUAGAACAGAAUGGAGUGAUACCUUCCAGCUCAUUAUGGAACAAAGCCAGAUUUGGUGAAGACGUGAUUAUAGCCAACCUCGAUACAGGAGUGUGGCCAGAAUCAAAGAGCUUCAGUGAUGAAGGCUAUGGACCAAUUCCCUCCAAGUGGAGAGGUAUCUGCCAGAACCAAUCUGAUCCCACUUUUCGCUGCAACAGGAAGCUAAUAGGAGCAAGGUACUUCAACCACGGGUACGCAUCAGUGGCGGGAAAAUUAAACGCAUCGUUUGACACGCCACGUGACAAGGAGGGUCACGGCUCUCACACCUUAUCUACCGCCGCCGGCAACUACGUCGCCGACGUCAGUGUCUACGGCCAAGGCCUUGGUUCUGCAAAGGGUGGCUCGCCGAGAGCCCGCGUUGCAGCUUACAAGGUGUGCUGGCCUCCGAUCAAUGGUAGCGAGUGCUUCGAUGCAGAUAUAUUGGGAGCCUUCGACGCGGCAAUUGAGGACGGCGUCGACGUCAUAUCGGUGUCGUUGGGAGGAGCGUCCUCCGAACUGUUCAACGACGGCGUUGCCAUUGGGUCAUUUCAUGCGGCCAAGCGAGGCAUUUCCGUGGUGUGUUCCGCCGGAAACAGUGGACCAGACGAUGCUACCGUAGAGAACCUCGCACCGUGGUUCCUCACCGUCGCUGCCAGCACCAUGGAUAGACAGUUCCCAGCUUACGUCACUCUUGGCAACAACCUCACCUUCAAGGGAGAAAGCUUGUCAGCUGCAAGGUUGCGGCCCAACUUAUACCCAAUGAUCACUGGUCUCGAUGCUAAAAAGCCUACAGCAAAUGCUGAGGACGCGAGGUUGUGCCAGAAUGGAACACUAGAUCCGAAAAAGGCGAAGGGGAAGAUAGUGGUAUGUCUGAGAGGAGAAAAUGCAAGGGCGGACAAAGGAGAGCAAGCUUUACUUGCAGGUGCUGUUGGAAUGGUUCUUGCAAACGAUAAGAUUAGUGGCAAUGAAAUAAUGGCUGAUCCCCAUGUACUCCCUGCUUCUCAUGUCAAUUACACUGAUGGCAUUUCAAUUUUUAAAUACGUCAAAUCGACCAAGUCCCCAGUGGCUUACAUUACGCACCCAACAACAAAGUUGCAUACGAAGCCAGCCCCCUUCAUGGCAGCAUUUUCAUCAAAAGGACCAAAUCCUGUUAUACCAGAAAUCCUAAAGCCUGAUAUAACUGCACCUGGAGUUUCAGUUAUAGCAGCCUACACAGAAGCCGCAGGGCCAACAAACCAACCGUUUGACACAAGAAGAAUUCCAUAUAAUUCAGGCUCAGGCACUUCAAUGUCAUGUCCUCAUGUUUCAGGCAUUGUCGGCCUCUUGAGAGGCCUUUAUCCUUCAUGGACUCCUGCUGCUAUUAAAUCUGCAAUUAUGACUACUGCUUCAACAUAUGAUAACGAGGUGGAGCCACUGCUUAAUGCUUCUAACGGCCAGGCAACACCAUUCAGUUAUGGAGCAGGUCAUAUUGACCCCAACAGAGCAAUGGAUCCGGGCCUUGUUUACGAUGCAACAAUCAAUGAUUACUUAAACUUCCUAUGUGCAUUGGGUUACAAUGCCUCACAACUCUUAACCUUCACUCAAGGUCAUUAUUAUAAAUGCCACAAGCAAGGCUCAAGUAUCCUUAACCUCAACCAUCCUUCCAUUACAGUCCCUAAUCUUAAUCGGUCUGCUACAAUCACAAGGACCCUAAAAAAUGUUGGCACUCCAGCAACUUAUGUGGCUCACGUUCACAAUCCACGUGGGAUUUCCAUUUCUGUGAAGCCUAAUGUCUUGAAAUUCAAAAGGUUUGGUGAAGAAAAGAGCUUUAAAGUGAUCAUGAAGGUUGAGGAACACACAACAGCAAAGAACCAUGUGUUUGGGAAGCUGAUAUGGUCUGACGGGAAGCAUCUUGUGCGGAGUCCAAUUGUGGCAAAGGCCAUCUAACCCUAGAAAUAGAACAUGAUGACUAAAGAUUAGAUAUUUGAAUUAACUCUAUCAAUCUUGAGAAGUGAUAAAUACGAAGUACAUGAAAUUUACUUAAAUAAUGAACAUCGCAACCUGUGUAGAUCUCACAUGUUGUGCUCAUUUUCCCCCAAGUUUGACUUCAUCAAUUUUGUAAGAAAUUGAGAGGGUCUAAUUCUAUUGACCAGGUUUUGAUAACCUGCUUUGCUAAUUUCAAUGCUAUUUUUUAAUAA
This is a messenger RNA of Neltuma alba, 2669 nucleotides long. Its product is annotated as subtilisin-like protease SBT5.3. Gene Ontology annotation, biological process: proteolysis. The coding region runs from base 94 to 2418 and encodes 774 amino acids. Gene Ontology annotation, molecular function: serine-type endopeptidase activity. NCBI's taxonomy places the organism in Eukaryota, Viridiplantae, Streptophyta, Magnoliopsida, Fabales, Fabaceae. The transcript is spliced from 12 exons. The record is from RefSeq and is a predicted model, not a curated record.